Molecule: messenger RNA, 717 nt
Organism: Lindgomyces ingoldianus
Lineage: Eukaryota; Fungi; Ascomycota; Dothideomycetes; Pleosporales; Lindgomycetaceae
Exons: 8
Coding region: 1-717 (238 amino acids)
Source: RefSeq, a predicted model, not a curated record
AUGCUUGUGUUCAGUGUCGAGGAGACAUCGGUCCUCAUUCACUCGGCUCUCAAAAGACACACAAAAGGCAUUAUAAUGGUUGCGCUUAUUCGGUUUCCCAUUCUGCAUUCAUCGGCCCGGCUCGGUUUUCCCUUCUUGUUUGCAAACUCUGCUCUGUCAUUUGUGCAUGGCGUUUACUUGGAAAUUGAAAUGGUGUUUCUCCUGGUGGAAACAGGUUCAUUCGGGUUUUCAGUGCCGGUCAUAAAUAUGAAUGCAUCUUUUUCUGUCCUUUACAAAUACCGCAAUGCGUCUUAUCACCUACCCGGCUUAACGGAUCAAAUCUUUUCUGCAAUGGUCCACGGGACCGCUCGUCCCUUCUCUAGAUAUUCUCUAACAAUACCUGUCAUUGACACAUGGAUGGCCUUCUAUUCACCCGUGUACAACGAGACCUUGAACGAUAUUUCGGAAGAGGACGACGUUCUGCAAUACAUACAACAGAUCCUCCUUCGAUUAUACGAUCAGGGGUCGACAGUCUCUCACCAGCUCCACCUCGUGAAGAAAACGCUGAUCAAUGACAUUAGAACGUCAGGAACCGCAACGAAAGGACUGCUAAUCCCAAUAGGUGAAAUUUCGAUUGGCGAAAUAGAAGAAGGAAGUAUGGUCGUUGUAAUUCGAAUCGACUCGCGUUGCGCCAGAAUGAGGAUAAAAGACUAUGUCAAGAGACUAAUUGGAUCAUGA